GUAAGUAAACUAACCUUGGUUUGGGUACGAUGUGAUACACUCCAAACUACCCCCUUUUCCCGUACUAAAAAAAAAAUAUUUGUUCUGCGCCUACGCAACGAGCACAUUUAUCACUUCACCUUCCCCCUGCCCACUCCGGCGCCCGUCGCACCAAGCCACCGAAGCGCCGUCGUCGAAAAUGGCGGCCGUGUUGAACACUGUGGCAUCCAUCAGAUUAUGGGGAACAAAGCCCGACCGAUUCCAAACUCGCUCCAUCCUGUCGCCGAGUUCUGUUUCUCUCGCUCGGCGGGGAUUCGUGGUCAGAGCAGCAGAGACAGAAGCAGACGAAGUUAAAUCUCGCGCACCGGAUAAGGCGCCGGCGGCCGGCGGUUCGAGCUUCAACCAGCUUCUCGGCAUUAAAGGAGCAGCGCAAGAAACGAAUAAGUGGAAAAUUCGCGUUCAACUUACUAAGCCUGUUACUUGGCCCCCACUGGUUUGGGGAGUGGUUUGUGGAGCUGCUGCGUCUGGAAACUUCCACUGGAAUUUUGAGGAUAUUGCCAAAUCUAUUGCUUGCAUGAUGAUGUCUGGCCCAUGUCUCACUGGUUAUACACAGACACUGAAUGAUUGGUAUGACAGAGAAAUUGAUGCAAUUAAUGAACCUUAUCGGCCAAUACCUUCUGGGGCUAUAUCUGAGCAUGAGGUCAUCACACAAAUAUGGUUGCUACUUUUAGGGGGCCUUGGUUUGGCUGGUUUAUUAGACAUAUGGGCAAGGCAUGAUUUCCCAAUAGUUUUUUACCUUGCUCUGGGUGGGUCCUUAUUGUCAUACAUAUAUUCUGCCCCUCCUUUGAAGCUUAAACAAAAUGGAUGGAUUGGAAAUUUUGCCCUAGGAGCAAGCUAUAUCAGUUUGCCAUGGUGGGCUGGUCAAGCAUUGUUUGGGACCCUCACACCUGACAUAAUAGUUCUCACACUCUUGUACAGCUUAGCUGGGUUGGGUAUUGCCAUUGUGAAUGACUUCAAAAGUGUUGAAGGAGAUAGAGCUCUGGGACUUCAGUCAAUUCCUGUAGCUUUUGGUCCUGAGGCUGCAAAAUGGAUUUGUGUUGGUGCUAUUGACAUUACUCAGAUAUCUGUGGCAGGAUAUUUACUAGGGGCUGGUAAACCAUAUUAUGCCUUAGCCUUACUUGGUCUGAUUAUUCCACAGGUUGUUUUCCAGUUUCAGUACUUCCUCAAAGACCCAGUUAAAUAUGACGUCAAAUAUCAGGCCAGUGCCCAGCCAUUUCUUGUGCUUGGUCUCUUGGUGACUGCUUUGGCAACCAGCCAUUGAUCUUUGGUGAUCUCUUAAGAGUGCAGAAUGAAAUAAGCCCAGCGAUGCAAAAUGGCAAAGGUGAUGCACCAGUUUAGCUGAGCUGCCCCUGUCCCGAGCAUGCUGUUUGUAACAUUUAUGCCGAAAAUUCUCCCUCGUAAAAUUUUGUUUAUUUCCCAGGAGUAGGAUUCGAGCAGUUGUUGUAUGAUAAGAUGUUGUUGGGGUAGUUCCUUAUGUAUCUUCCGAGCAGCCUAUUUUAGUUGGUUUUAUUUUGCUUUU
Molecule: messenger RNA, 1558 nt
Organism: Malania oleifera
Lineage: Eukaryota; Viridiplantae; Streptophyta; Magnoliopsida; Santalales; Ximeniaceae
Product: chlorophyll synthase, chloroplastic
Exons: 15
Coding region: 179-1300 (373 amino acids)
Biological process (GO): chlorophyll biosynthetic process
Cellular component (GO): membrane
Molecular function (GO): chlorophyll synthetase activity
Source: RefSeq, a predicted model, not a curated record